CACAGUUCGACAUCGUGGUGAUCAUUCUUCCAUCUGUAUUGUGGAGAGAAGAAAUAUAUUGCGAGCAUCAUAUUAUUGACUCGCCUUCAUCCAAGAUCUGGCUCUCUUAGAUAUCAGCUUCUUCCAGUUACGUGAUCGUAUGAGACAUGAGCAGAACCCGACCCCUCCAAGGUGCCUGCAAUUGCGGCCGCAACCACUAUUAUAUCACCGUUCCCCCUGAUGCAACGGAUCGAGCUCUAAUCUAUUUCGACGGCAGUAGCCAGAGCAGACGAAGUCAAGCAACCCCACUGACGGCGUGGCUGCGCGUGCCAUUGUCCUGGUACUCCUCAACCACACAGUCCUUCUUCCCUGACGAAACCCAUGCCUCUAUUCGCAGAACCUUCACGCCCUUGCACACGCCGCACUCCCAACGGGUGUUUUGUGGCUAUUGUGGUACGCAUCUGUCCUUCUGGACUGAACAACCGCCGGAAGAGGCAGAGUACAUGAACAUCACGUUGGGCAGCCUGUUGAGCGAGGACCUUCGCGCACUGCAGGACUUGGACUUGUUGCCGGAGGAUGUAGAAGCAGAAGGAUCAGCAGAUGAUGCGCAACAGUUUACAAUGUCUGGGGCGUUGCAGCAGGGCGAUCAGGCUGCGGCGGAAGCUGCUGCUAUACAGCAGCAAAACCAACCAUUGACUCGGACACAACGAAGUGGUCGAACAGGAGGACUGACGUGGUUUGAGGAGAUGCUGGAUGGAAGCCGACUAGGCCGGACGCAAAAUACUAGACGGGGAGUCGGAAUCAGCAACGACGGGUUGACCAGGGUGGAAUGGGAAGUAUCUGAAUAUUUUGACGAUGGCAGUGAUGAGCCGCUUCAGACAGCCACAGGCUCGAAGCGGAAAAUCGGAGAUGUGGGCAAAGACGAGGACGCCACUAUGCAGCAUUGAGCGAAAGACGUCCUUACGAGAACAUGGCAUAGAUGUCACAGACCAAAAGAUGACCCGCACAUGGCAUAGCGCUGGAGUUCUAGCAGUCGGAGGCCUGGCGAUCAGGCGAAAUGAGCAAACGAAAGAACCAAAAAAAGCCCAAACGAUCAGUUAGUCAAUGUACAAUCACGCUCCAGAGAGGAUGCAACAAGAUGGUUCAACAAGUAGGCCAUGGUAAUAAACAUCAUCAUCAUCAGUCAAUCAGAAUCCCAGUUAUCCAUACAAAAUGUUUGGCGAGAGGUAUCAACAGCCUCAUCU
This is a messenger RNA of Cladophialophora immunda, 1223 nucleotides long. RefSeq lists its product as uncharacterized. The coding region runs from base 147 to 926 and encodes 259 amino acids. The record is from RefSeq and is a predicted model, not a curated record. The transcript has 2 exons. NCBI's taxonomy places the organism in Eukaryota, Fungi, Ascomycota, Eurotiomycetes, Chaetothyriales, Herpotrichiellaceae.